CUCGGCAGCAUCCCACUCCUGACCUGCAGCCUUGCUCCACCUGUGUUCCCCUCCUGCUGGAUAUAUGUUGAAAUGUGUGCUUGCUUUUUGGUUAUUUGUGUGAGGGCCCCCACUUUUGUGUCCCGCAAGCCACAGUGGCUCCAGCUCCUUCUUCUUGCUCUGCCAAUCAUCCUUGGCUCUUUCAACCUGUGCUGUGUCUUCUGUCCCACCAACAAUAAUGGACACCAACUGUCUCAGAAGGAAACCAAGAAUCUCUCUUGGAGGCUUGAAUGUACCUGGAGACCAAGAUUUCUUCAAACAAUGGAAGAUUACCAGUAAAUAUUAAUUAAGCAGAGAGAAAGCUGCUAAUGUAAUAGAGCAAAAACUAUGAAGAAACCCUGGAGUCCUAGUUCAUCCCAAGACAAUGUCCCCUGUGCUGCAGAUUUCACUUGUUUGCAUGAAAGAGAAAAUGUGGCAGAAGUAACACCUGAUGACAGUGAGGAAAAGAAAGAGAGAGAGAAGAAACAUGCCAGUUUUACUUUGUGCAGUGUGUGCAACAUUCAGCUGAACUCAGCUGCUCAGGCACAGAUCCACUAUAAUGGGAAGUCACACCAGAAACGAUUGAAACAGCUCAGCAAUGGGAAUCUAAAAACCGAACAUGGGGGUACAUGCCAGAGCCCAGCUCUUCCAGCCCUGGUACGUCCUCCGGCCCCACCCUUACAGCCUUCGCUGGAUAUCAAACCCUUUCUUCCAUUCCCUCUGGACACUGCAGCAGCUGUCAAUCUCUUCCCCAACUUCAAUGCAUUUCAGAACAAGAACAUGCACAUCUCUUGGCCACAGUUCUGCAACUCACUUAUGUCCAAAAAAGUGCCAGGGCUGGCUCUGGGUAGAGAAGAUUCAAAAGAGAUGGACCCGAUUCAAAAAGCUGUAAUAAAUCAUACCUUUGGGGUUCCUCUUCCUCACAGGAGAAAACAAAUCAUAUCGUGCAACAUUUGCCAGUUAAGGUUUAAUUCAGAUAGCCAGGCUGCGGCCCACUACAAAGGCACUAAACAUGCCAAGAAGCUCAAAGCACUGGAAGCCAUGAAAAAUAAGCAGAAAUCUGUUACUACCAAGGACAGCGCAAAGACUACCUUCACUUCCAUCACUACCAAUACCAUCAAUACCAGCUCUGACAAAACAGUGCCUCAGACUGGGAAGGGAAAAAGCAUCUUCGUAAUGUCGGAUGGAGCACAGAUAGUGGAUUUCCCCCAUUCUUGUAAUAAUGAAAAGCAUCGCAGGCAGCCGGUAAAAGCAGACAACACAACGGAGGCACCAGCAAUAUCAACCACCACGACAGUUGAAAUUCGGAAAAGCAAUGUGAUGACGACUGAAGUCACCCCAAAAGUCGAAAAGCUCCCUACAACAGUCACCAGCAGCAAUGCCUGCUCCUCAGGAGAGACAGAGGAAGAAAAGGCCAAACGGCUGCUUUACUGUUCACUAUGCAAGGUUGCUGUCAACUCCGCCUCACAGUUGGAGGCACACAACAGUGGCACAAAGCACAAAACUAUGCUAGAAGCGCGAAACGGGAGUGGAACUAUCAAAGCCUUCCCCAGAGCUGGCGUCAAAGGGAAAGGACCCAUUAACAAAGGAAACACGGGACUUCAGAACAAAACAUUUCACUGUGAAAUUUGUGAUGUGCACGUAAACUCUGAGACACAACUUAAACAGCACAUAAGCAGUAGAAGGCACAAAGACAGAGCUGCUGGGAAGCCCCCGAAACCCAAAUACAGCCCCUACAACAAACUCCAGAAGGGAACGCACCCACUUGGCGUAAAGCUAGUAUUUUCAAAAGAACCUUCCAAACCAAUGGCUCCACGAAUCCUACCAAAUCCAUUGGCAGCGGCUGCGGCAGCUGCUGCUGUGGCUGUAAAUUCCCCUUUCAGUCUUCGAACGGCCCCACCAGCAACCCUGUUUCAGACUUCAGCUCUUCCUCCAGCACUUCUUCGACCUGCGCCCGGGCCUAUACGGACCACCCACACACCCGUCCUGUUUGCUCCAUACUGAACUCCGCCAAGGAAUUAAUUGUACUGCAAUAAUUUUUCAGAGCAAAAGCAAAACGAGAACUAUGAACUAUGCAGUGUUAAUUUAUAGUUUAAAGUUUAAAUAAAUAAAUAUAAAUAUAUAUAUAAGUGAAGAGCUAGGAACUUUUGAUAGAGACCUGAACAAAUUCUAAUGAGGGGAAAGAGGCAGCAUUUUCUCCAGCUGAGAACUCCUCUUGAGUACUGGCCAUUUAAGCAGCAAUCCUGCAACAUUGGUUCAUAAUCAUACAUACACAGACAUAUAUAUAUAUAUAUUAAAACAAUGUAUGAAGUCAUUUUGACUGUGCUUUUUGGCACGUAUCUCCCCUGCAAUGUCUUUCCUGCUUACAAAACAACCGAACAGAAUUGUCUAAAGGGCAUUAACUGGUUCCACUGUACAUAAAAUACUUAAUUCUGUAGAAUAAAGGCGAGGGGAAAAACAGAAACACUGUGAAUAGUAGUACUCUUACCAAUGCUCCUGCCAAGUCAGCAUUUCCUGGGUAUUUAUACGAGUGAAAGUGCUGUAGGUACAAUAGAUGUCUUGUUAUGCACUAGUAUUGUGUCUGUAAGUAUGUCACCAGGUUCAUAAACUGAGGAGACAUGAAUCCAUCAUCCUUGUUGAUAAACCUCCACAAUGAUCACAAGUCCUUCCCACAAUCAUAAGCAGCCACCCUAUGCAUCUUUACACUGGAGUAAACCCCACAGUAUGUACUAGGAUGUACUUCUGAGUAAAUAUGCAUAGGACAAUCAUCUCUUUCCUGCAUUCACAUUUUCCAGUUAGCAUCAUUUGAAAGAGAAAAUAAUUUCAGUGCAAGCAGUUUAAGAGCAACAUCAGAAGCAUCUCGAGUAAGGUUUCUGAGACAGAAUGUGGAAACGUUAUUUUUUUUAAAAAAACUGCAGUUCCCAUAAUUCCCCGGCAAACUGUAGUCCAGAAAAUUAACCUUUACUUUCUUCUUCAGUUCUUUCAUAACAAUAGCUCUUCUACCCUGCCCCACUUGCCUCAUCACAAUCUGCUUUUAAAUUUUCCCAACAUUUUCUAUCAGAAUACCAUGUUAUUAUUUAUGUGCCAUCAAGUCAAUUCUAACUUAUAGUCACC
Pogona vitticeps (central bearded dragon) is the source of this 3132-nucleotide messenger RNA. Lineage: Eukaryota; Metazoa; Chordata; Lepidosauria; Squamata; Agamidae. The record is from RefSeq and is a predicted model, not a curated record.